AUGUACGCCGCACUUUUUCUCGUUUUUUUCUUGCCACAGGUCAGUCGACUUUCUUCUUUUUCUAACCUUUCUAACCAACUUUCGUUGCAGGUGCAUUCAAUUGAAGGCUUUCGGAAUGCCUACAUACAUUUUGAUCUCAAAGGUGCUGCUCCUAAUUUUUUCUGGCUAAUUUUUCAUUUAGGUGCUCCGCCAAGGCCGCUGUACUUCAAACAGAUGUUAUCAAUGAUUUCUAAUCUUGGCGCCACGGGUGUUUUGAUUGAGUGGGAGGUCAGUAAGUGGGACAUUUCUUUUUUAGUUCAACAGUUUUUUUUGGUGAAAACUCAAGAACCUGAAAGAAGGUUUUUUUUUCAAUAUCAUCUUGCAGCUUGGAGACUUUUUGUAAGUAAGAAAUCUUUCCGGAAAAGUGAAUGAAGUCCCCGGAAGUCCUAACAUGCGCUCAUCAUUAAAAAAACCUCAAAUAAAAAUUAUCAAAGGACGGACAGAAAAACUUUCUGAAAUUAUAAGAUUCUCAUUCACAAAAAAAUUGAAAAAGGUGAGCACGUGGCUCUUAAAAAAAUUAUUUUGGUAUAUUAAAAACAUAUUUUUUUGUCAAAUUUGAGUUUUUACACUGAAAUAUUGAAAAAAAAACCCCUUACACUAACAUUUCAAAAAUAUCAAUUUCAGGAUAUGUUCCCAUAUAAAGGAGAACUAUCUCGUAUACUGAAUGGAAAUGCUUACUCGGAAAGCGAGGUUUACGAUAUCUUACAACAGUAAGACAACAAUCUUUUAAAAAAAUUCAAUGAAUAUUUAAGCGCCCAAUCUCAAGGUCUCGACGUUAUUCCUCUAGUCCAAACUUUGGGCCAUUUGGAAUGGAUUCUGAAAACGGAAGAGUAUGCAGAUCUCCGUGAAGAUGCCGACUUUCCCAUGGUAAGCCAUGCGAGCGGUCAGGAAACUUCCGAACUAUCAAAGUUCAGGUAGCCUGUAUCGGUGAUCAGAGAGCCAGCGAUCUUAUACUAGAGGCUGUCAAUCAGGUGUACUUUUUUCUUGUUUGCCGCCCUAUCAAUGCGUGUUUUCAGAUAACGUACAUGCACGCUCAGUUCUCAACAAAAUACGUUCAUAUCGGGGCAGAUGAAGCUUUUCAGGUGUUUCUUAUACUCGAACAUUCAUCUAAACCCAUGCGAGGGAUUUUAGUCCUUAGAGAGUUUUUGGUCGGAAUUUGAUGACAGAACAUCUUAAUAGCUCAGGAAAAAAAACAGCUGACUAGGGACCGUUUUCAACCACCUGGUUGAACUUUCGAUGAAGUGCACUUUAGGGCCUCGCAAAACCAAAAAAAAAAGAUUCUCACAAUAGAUCUCGUUUUCGAGUUAUGAAGUAUCAAAGUCCGCAAGAUACGCAAAUCAUGACGAAAAUGCGCUAUUUUAAGCUUUUCAAGCGUCCUAACUCGACACGGGAAACGAGAUCUAUGUAGGAAACGUUCCCUAGUGAGUGAGAAUCUUAUAUGUGAUUUAAAAAUCAGAGUCGGACUGAUUACCAGGAAUCGAGCGCAUAAGGAACUCAUAUAAAUUCAUUAUAAAAAGAGAUAGAUAAGAUGUCGAUUCAAGGUUUUUUUUUCCCACCAAGAAGUUUUUUUCUAGCAAUUCACAAGCUUAGCCAUUCCCUCUGCGGCUUUUUAUUCCAAGCCGUACAGAUUAUCAGAAAGUAUUUCCAGAUUGGUACCUGUGAUGCUGACAAACGGAUAGUGCCUGUGAAGUAUGACAACAACACGUUAGGCCUCGUUUUUGACCACCUUCAAAACGUAGCUUACAACAUCACUCGUGGCUACCCAGGUGUAAAGGUAAAAAGUUAAAAAGGAUACUUUUUUCAUUUUUUGCGAAGUUUCAGGUUUUGAUGUGGUUCGAUGAGUUCAAAAGUGCGCCAAUUGAACUCAUAAAACAGUAUAAUUUGCACGAACUGGUGGCGCCGGUUGUCUGGAAAUAUACGGCUAAUUUAGAGAAGGUUUGGUUUCGUGGUGAAAAAAAAGACGUUCUAUUUUUAAUAGUUUUUGAUAAAGUUUUUUUCAACUUUCGUAUGCUUUUUUGAUUUUAUAAACACUUUAGUUGUGUUCAAUAAAAAAAGGGUGGCCAGCCAAUAUUGUAGACAAAAAUCAAAAAUUCAUAAAUUCCAUAAGAGCAUAAUGAAUGGCUCAAAAUUUGCGGUUUGAACCUUUUUAGAAUGUUAUUGAUGGAGCUUUAUUUUAAUAAAAAAAUUAUGGCGCAAACCGUUUCGGGUCGGGCUAUCAAUUUUCAAUUUCCAAAUUUCAAUAAUUGACUUCAAAAUUUUAAGUUCAAGGGAUUUUGUUAUUAUUUCGAAAUCCUCUUGAAGCAUUGAAGUUUAUAGGAUUUGCCAACUGAAAUGUGGAAAAAUCUUUCCUAUUCAUUCCGUGAAGUUUGGGGCGCGAGUGCUUUCAAAGGUAGUUUUCCUUCAUAAAUCUCGAAAAAUUGGAUGGUUUCAGGAGCGGACGGGGCAAACCGAUAUUGGAACAGGAUGAAGCCGUACAUUGUGAACAACAAAGAAUGGUUCAUUCAAAAAGAAACGCACUCCUACUUGUUCGAAGAGUUCAACUCCGUUCUCAUAACAGGUUGGCAAAGGUAAUAGACUUAUGAAGUCGUAAUAAAAAAAAGAAAGGCGAAUUCAGAUAUGAUCACUUUGCGUCUCUGGCUGAGCUCUUCCCAACGUCCAUCACAAGCCUCGCUCUCAACCUUGUUGUGGCUCACAGAUUCCAUGUUUCUGGUACAUCACUACUCAAUUUACUGUUUCAAGGUGUUCAUUUCAGAGGAAGACGCAGAAGAAAUCGGUAGAAUUCUGAACUGCCCUCUCAGCACAACUUUGGACGAUUUUCUGAAUGGAAACGAUAAAUGUCGGUUUCCAGGUUUGUAAAAUUAGUCAAACUUCUAAAAAUUCAGUUUUUUCAGGAUAUCAAGUUCGGGACGCGAUUCGAAGCUUCGUCCAACUGAAAGCUUUCUUUGACAAUUCCACAUGGGUUCAUAACAGGUAUAAUUUUCUUCAAUUAUUCGAAAACUGUUGAUUUGAGGGAAAAUGGUUGGCUGCAGCCGUCUCAAAUGUUUUUGAGCGCCAGCAAUCCGUAUUACGUGGAUGCUGUGAAGCAUUCCUAUGUCAGAACGUUGAAAAAACUGGACAUCAUCAUUCAGAAUCUGAGGUGAGGGGAUUCGAAAUUUGUAAAACCGCAAAAUUUGAGAGCCAUUAUGUUUAGUAACAAGAUUUCAACAUUUUGCAAACCUCCUAAAACGCAACUUAAAGAAUUUUCAUGACGUUUCGAGCUGCGAUAUUUGAUUGAAUCUCUAACUUUGUUGUUUUCAAGAACUUCGAUGAACAUCAUAUUUUACCCUGACGUCGUUGAAGAGUUCAUCACGGAUUAUGUCCAGCCUUUCUAUGAUGAUCUCCAAAGAAGGUUCGAAUCAAGACUAUUCUCAACUUAUCCCUUUUUUGCAGAGCUGCCAGCGUCCGACUCAUAGACUCCCGAAGAUCAUACAGGCCUAGACCUUGGUUUGCUGUUUCAAGUUCCUAA
Molecule: messenger RNA, 3544 nt
Organism: Caenorhabditis auriculariae
Lineage: Eukaryota; Metazoa; Nematoda; Chromadorea; Rhabditida; Rhabditidae
Source: the annotation of a GenBank genome assembly